Molecule: messenger RNA, 1078 nt
Organism: Lingula anatina
Lineage: Eukaryota; Metazoa; Brachiopoda; Lingulata; Lingulida; Lingulidae
Source: RefSeq, a predicted model, not a curated record
GUUCCCUUGGAUUUGGAAUGAAUUCAAGAAACUCGGUUACGUCACUCAGUGGGGAGAAGAUUUGUCAGGAGUCGGUACAUUCCAAUAUAGGAUGCUAGGAUUUAAUGAAACACCAACCGAUCACAACUUACGGCCAUUUUUCCUAGAAGGAGAAAAUAAUUACGAAAAAUCAAAUUGCUUUGGUGCUAUCCCUUCUCAUGUGCAAAUAAUAAAUUGGGGAAAAGACAUGUUUCUAAUGUAUAAAGAUAAACCAAAGUUUUCAUUUUUAUUCCAUUCCAAGUACAGCCAUGGGUACACGUCAAAAUUACAAGUAGCAGACGAUGACUUGUUGGAAUUCUUGCAAUGGUUAGAAAAAGGCAGGUUUUUAGAUGAUACCAUCUUGAUUUUGAUGGCAGAUCAUGGCGCACGAUUUACUUCUGUAAGAGACACAGUUCAGGGAAAGCUAGAAGAACGCAUGCCAUUUUUCUCGUUCCGUUUCCCAAAGAAAUUCAUUGAAAAGUACCCAAAAGCCUACGCCAAUGUGAAGAAAAACUCCAAAGUCCUCACAACCCCCUUUGAUAUUCACGAGACAUUUAUAGAUAUGAUAAAUCACACUGGCACUGGAGUUGCAGAUAUACGACGGAGAGGCGUUAGUCUCUUUAAAGAAAUUCCUAAAAGUAGAACCUGUGCGCAUGCCCAAAUUGAAGCUCAUUGGUGCACGUGCUUGAAUUGGGAAAAGGUAGAUGAAAAUGUGAAAAAAGUAGAUGAAAAUGUGAAAAAAGCCAUUGGCUCUGUAAUAAGAAAAUUAAAUUCCAUUAUAGAGCCACAAAGCCACCUCUGUCAUGAACUUGAGUUGGGAAAUGUAUCUCAAAUUGUUCGUUAUAGCGGGCCAAGUGAAACGCUCUUGAAAUUCAAGCAGAGCGCUGAUAAUGACGGACGGCUGCCAGACUUAUCGGAUAAUAUUGCGAUGUCCGAGAUAUUGUACCAAAUUAAUUUAUCUACCAAGCCAGGGAACGGGCAUUUCGAAGCAACUGUUCAUCACGCAGUUCAGAGUGGCANUCGACUUGUCUUUGUAGGCUUUGUACUCUCUGCUCGCUAA